UCUUCACUUUCUCUCUCUUGUUGUAAACAAGUUAUAAUAAUUUUGAAGCUUUCAAUAUUUAUCUUCCUUCUUUGUCUUUGUACCCAUUUCUUUAUAAAAGUUCUUGAUCUAUACCAUCUUUCUUAUAUUGUCCAUCUUUCUCUGUUGUUUAACAAUUCUCCUUGAUCUGCGACAACCCUUUAUUAUCUACAAACUUUUAAGCAUUAAUAAGAUGUCAUUGGAAUUGGUUUCUGAACGUGUUUGUUAUGUUCACUGCAACUUCUGCAACACCAUUUUAGCGGUUAGUGUUCCAAGCAGCAAUCUACUCACAAUUGUGACGGUUAGAUGUGGGCACUGUGCCAAUUUGUUGUCUGUGAACAUGGGUGGUUCACUUCAGACAUUUCCUCUUCAAGAUCCUCAGCAGUCACAGAAAGUGCAGUUAAACUCUGAAGAUCUAAACAAGGAUACUGGGUCAUCUUCCAAAUGCAACAAGGUCACUUCAUUUGAAUCUGCUGAUAAUGAACCACCAAGAAUGCCUCCCAUCCGCCCCCCAGAGAAGAGACAACGUGUUCCUUCUGCAUAUAACAGGUUCAUCAAGGAGGAAAUACAAAGGAUCAAGGCCAGCAAUCCUGACAUCAGCCACAGGGAAGCCUUUAGCACAGCAGCAAAAAAUUGGGCACAUUUUCCUCACAUUCACUUUGGGCUGAAGCUGGAUGGGAACAAGCAUGCUAAAAUAGACCAUCAGACAUUUGGAGCAGAGAGUACCCAAAAAUCUAAUGGAUUGUAUGAGAUCAAUGGUACCCUGUGAGUAGAAGAAGACGAAGAAGAAGCAGGAGCUAGUUUUCACUAUAUAUAUAUAUAUAUAUAUAUAUAUAAUAUGUAUGUAUAAUAAUAAAAGUUAUGGUAAUGAAAAUAACUUUGAAGACAAAAGAUAGAACAAAUGAGAGAGGUUGAAUUGAAGUCUCUCCUAACCAAAUAGGAAAGCCCUCUUGAAGACCUCACCCUUUAUCAUUUCAUAUUUCUUUUUUUUAAUCUUCAUUAUCAUAAUAUUUAUACAUAAAUAUGUGUGUGUUUCUCUUUUCUAACACUUUUUAAGAAGUGACUGCUAUUCUAGUGAUUGUUGCAUUUA
Ricinus communis (castor bean) is the source of this 1108-nucleotide messenger RNA. Its product is annotated as putative axial regulator YABBY 2. The record is from RefSeq and is a predicted model, not a curated record. The coding region runs from base 212 to 787 and encodes 191 amino acids. Gene Ontology annotation, biological process: cell fate commitment; multicellular organism development. NCBI's taxonomy places the organism in Eukaryota, Viridiplantae, Streptophyta, Magnoliopsida, Malpighiales, Euphorbiaceae. Gene Ontology annotation, cellular component: nucleus. The transcript is spliced from 6 exons.